CAGAAAGCGUUUCAAAGCGGCUAGAACGAAGUUGGGUAGGGGGAUGAGCGAUGAGGGAAUAAUUCCCUCUCCGUGUGGAAUCAGAGGGCGGGCCUGCCGCGAAGGCAUCUGGGAAAUGGAGUUCCUAGGUAGGUGAAGCCGGGCGCCGUCGGGAAGUCAGCGUCGCCUGCGCGGGCGCAUCAGACACAGGAUGCGCGCGCAGCGCUCUCCGCCCAGCGGAAGUUUUCGCGGGGCAACUGAGAAGGUUGCUGUCAAGAUGGAGUUUCCAGCCCAGUAAAUCCAAGGGCCAGGCUGUGACCUCAUAAAGCAUGAUCUCCUUCUGUCCAGACUGUGGCAAAAAUAUCCAAGCAGCAUUCAAAUUCUGCCCCUACUGUGGACAUUCUUUGCCGAUAGAGGAGCAUGUAGUGUCCCAGACCUUUGUCAAGCCAUGUGUGUCAUCCUCCCGAGGCUCAAAGAGAGAGCUGAACUCCAGUUUUGAAGUCUCUCCCAAGAAGGUGAAAUGGUCCAGCUCUGUCACCUCUCCACCUCUCUUCUCAGAUGGUGACAGUUCUGAGUCUGAAGAUACCCCAAGUUCCUCUGAGAGAUCCAAAGGCUCCCGGAGCAGACCCCCAACUCCCAAAAGCAGCCCUCAGAAGACCAGGAAGAGCCCUCAGAAGACCAGGCAGAGCCCUCAGGUGACCAGGUGCAGCCCUCAGAAGACCAGGCAGAGCCCUCAGGUGACCAAGUGCAGCCCUCAGAAGACCAGGCAGAGCCCUCAGGUGACCAAGUGCAGCCCUCAGAAGACCAGGCAGAGCCCUCAGAUGCUGAAGCGGAGCCGGGUGACCACCUCACUUGAAGCUUUGCCCAUAGGGACAGUGCUGACAGACAAGAGUGGGCGACAGUGGAAGCUGAUGUCGCUCCAGACCAGGGGCGACCAGGGAAUUCUCUAUGAAGCUGCACCCACCUCUGCCCUCGCCUAUGACUCAGGACCCCAGAAGCAAAAGUUCUCACUCAAACUGGAUGCCAAGGACGGGCGCUUGUUCAAUGAGCAGAACUUCUUCCAGCGGGCCGCCAAGCCUCUGCAAGUCAACAAGUGGAAGAAGCUGUACUCGACCCCGCUACUGGCCAUCCCCACCUGCAUGGGUUUUGGUGUUCACCAGGACAAAUACAGGUUCUUGGUGUUACCCAGCCUGGGAAGGAGCCUUCAGUCAGCCCUGGACGUCAGCCCAAAGCAUAUGCUGUCAGAGAGGUCUGUGCUGCAGGUGGCCUACCGGCUGCUAGAUGCCCUGGAGUUCCUCCAUGAGAAUGAGUAUGUUCACGGAAAUGUGACAGCUGAAAAUAUUUUUGUGGAUCCGGAGGACCGGAGUCAGGUGACCUUGGCAGGCUAUGGCUUCGCCUUCCGCUAUUGCCCAAGUGGAAAACACGUGGCCUACGUGGAAGGCAGCAGGAGCCCUCACGAGGGGGACCUUGAGUUCAUUAGCAUGGACCUGCACAGGGGAUGUGGGCCCUCCCGCCGCAGCGACCUCCAGAGCCUGGGCUACUGCAUGCUGAAGUGGCUCUAUGGAUUUCUGCCGUGGACAAACUGCCUUCCCAACACUGAGGACAUCAUGAAGCAAAAACAGAAGUUUCUCGAUAAACCGGGGCCCUUCGUGGGACCCUGCAGUACCUGGAUCAGGCCCUCAGAGACCCUGCAGAAGUACCUGGAGGUGGUGAUGGCCCUGGAGUAUGACGAGAAGCCGCCCUACGCCAUGCUAAGGAACAGCCUGGAAGCCCUGCUGCAGGAUCUGCGUGCGUCACCGUAUGACCCCAUUGGCCUCCCGAUGGUGCCCUAGGUGGAAUCCAAGUGGGAAGAGCUUAACUUUCCAUUUGCAGUGUGCAACAGAAAAAAUGAAGCAAUGCGACUCAAGGCCUGCUGUUAAACACAGAUAAGCUUCUAGAACAAGCUCUGGAAUGUGCAUUCCUGCCACUGGCUUUGGGAUACUCAUCAGUCCUGAUUAGCCUCAGGGAGGUCCCCAGUUUCCCUCCAGCAAAUGUGAAGUUCCCCCUCUCGUGGCCUGCCCUCUAGCCAGUGUCCUAGCAAGGCUGGAUGGGGUUGGGCUGGCCCCCAGAGGGGACCCCUCCUACUCCUGACACCUCUGUGCUUUCGUAAUAAAUUGUUUUAGCGGAGUUUGAGGA
Molecule: messenger RNA, 2154 nt
Organism: Callithrix jacchus (white-tufted-ear marmoset)
Lineage: Eukaryota; Metazoa; Chordata; Mammalia; Primates; Cebidae
Gene: VRK3
Product: VRK serine/threonine kinase 3
Biological process (GO): protein phosphorylation
Molecular function (GO): ATP binding; protein kinase activity
Source: RefSeq, a predicted model, not a curated record